Molecule: messenger RNA, 1584 nt
Organism: Malassezia japonica
Lineage: Eukaryota; Fungi; Basidiomycota; Malasseziomycetes; Malasseziales; Malasseziaceae
Gene: SUB8
Product: cerevisin
Exons: 1
Coding region: 1-1584 (527 amino acids)
Biological process (GO): proteolysis
Molecular function (GO): serine-type endopeptidase activity
Source: RefSeq, a predicted model, not a curated record
AUGCUAUCGCUUCACGGAGCGCUAAUCUGCUUGAUGGCGCUUGCGCCGCUUUCACUUGCUAUUCCUACGAAUGUGCCCAGUUUCCAACCGGGACUGAUGAACUAUGCUGCGGCUGAAGUCGCGCCGCUUAUCGCCGACGCCACCGACGCAAUCGAUGACCACUACAUGGUCGUGCUCAAGGAGGACGUCGCCUCGGCCGCCUUUGUGCAGCACCGCGAACGCAUCGAGGGUGCGCAAGGAGAGGCGAACGUGUUCUCUGGCAAGAAGAACGCCAUGCGCCACGUGUUCAACGCCGAGGGGCUCAUGGGCUACGCCGGUGCGUUCUCGGACGACGUCCUUGCGUACAUCCGUGCCCAGCCCGAAGUCGCCUACAUUGAGAAGGAUUCGGUGGUCAAGACGAUGAUGAUCCCGCAGGGCAACGAGCACGUCCGCGACAUGCCGGAAACGGCGGCCGCCACGCGCUUCCCGUGGGAGAACCCGUUUGCGCACCAGACCGAGAUCGGCGCGCCGUGGGGGCUGGCGCGUAUCUCGCACCGCCCCGGCCUGACCCUCGGCACCUUUAACAAGUACGUGUACGAGGCGGCGGGCGGCGAGGGCGUCGUUGCGUACGUGAUCGACACCGGGAUCAACACGCGCCACGAGGACUUUGAGGGCCGCGCCUCGUGGGGCGUCACGAUCCCCAAGGGCGACACGGACACCGACUCGCACGGCCACGGCACGCACUGUGCGGGGACUAUCGGAUCGAAGACGUACGGUGUGGCCAAAAAGGCCGAGAUCGUCGCCGUCAAAGUGCUCGGCUCGGGCGGCCAAGGCUCCAUGUCCGAUGUCACCGCCGGUGUGCUGUGGGCGGUGGCCGAUGCCAAGGCACGCACCGCCGCGGUCCUUGCCGACCCCACCGCCGCGCAGAAGCACAAGGGCUUUGUCGCGAGCAUGUCGCUCGGUGGCGGCAAGUCCCCGACGCUCGACCGCGCCGUGGACGGCGCCGUGAGCUCGGGCCUGCACUUUGCUGUUGCUGCAGGCAACGAGAACCAGGACGCGUGCAAUGUGUCGCCUGCCGGUGCCAAGAAGCCCGUCACGGUGGGCGCGUCGACGAUCGCCGACGAUCGUGCCUACUUCUCCAACUGGGGCCCGUGCGUUGACAUCUUUGGCCCCGGUCUGAACGUGCUCUCGACGUGGAACUCGGGCCCCCGUGCGCUGAACACGCUCUCCGGCACGUCGAUGGCCACGCCGCACAUUGCCGGCCUCAUGGCCUACCUCUUGUCGAUCUACGGCUCGGCCGACUUUGCCAAGCUCGCGGAGCCGACCGCGGUCCCGGCGCGCCCCAGCCAGCGUGCGGCGGUGCGUGCGUGGGCGCACAAGGCGCUGUUUGCUCUGCACGCGUUCCUCCCCACGACACUGCAGCCGGUGCUCGACGCGUACCUGCCGCUCGACGAGCACGCCGCGGUGUCGUUCAUCGACAGCACGCUGCACCCCAAGGACAUGAAGGCGGCGCUGGGCCGCUUUGCGUCCAAGGGCGUGCUGGGCGGUCUCGAGCACGACACCGUGAACAAGCUCGCGUACAACAAUGCGACGACCGUAGCCUAG